GCGGGGCUGAGCUCAGCACCGAGGUGGGGCAGCACCCAGCCCUCUGCAGGGCGCUCAGAACCCAGCGGGACUCGAUGCCUCCUGCGCCUGUUGGAGAGAAAAUGUGCCAAGGGAUUGGCUCUGAGUGCCUUCCGAGUCAUAGCCUUCUUUUUGUGUGCGUGCUACCUGCUCCUCCCCGUGCAUGAGGAGCCGCGAGCCCAUGUCAGAUGGGGAGAAAGAGGACUGUUGAGGCGUUAUUUUGGCUUUGCUUGAAGGCGGCUCGGUGCUGAGGGCGGCUGGGCGGUGAGCAAACAGUGCUGAGUAAGGGAGAGACAAGGAAAGACGCCUGCAUGAAGACUGAACUGCUGAAAGAUAUCACCAACAACAAGGAGGAAGGGUUCAAUGCCAUGGCUGCGGAUGAAAGUGCUACAGAAAAGCAAGUCGGGGAACCAAAAAUGGCUGUAGAUGGUGAAACCAACGGUUCCUGUGAGCACGGCGAGGCUGGGAGCCACCCAAACCCAGCAAAAAACACUCAGGACAACACGAAAGUGAGCCAGCAGGACUCUAGUACUAAAUUAAAUAGGAUAGCAGAAAAUGGCAUUUCUGAACGAGAUGGUGAGACUGGGAAGCAAAACCAUAUGAAAGCUAAUGACUUCACACAGACUUCUCUAACAGGGAGCAAUGGAUAUAUUCUAACCAAGCAGAUGGCGCAGGAGCAACCUCUAAGGACUACCAGCACCUUUGCUUCUCUCACUGGCCAUGCUGCAAAAACCCUUCCAGGAGGAGCAAGCAAAGGGAGAACUGUGGGCACCUUUUCUCAGAUGCAAGCCACGAUGCCAACCAAGCUCGGGGAGGGCAGUAAGGACAUGGAUGCUAAAAAAGCCACUGCUGCUAAUGCUGAAGUCAAGGUCCACAGAGCACGGAAGACAAUGCCUAAACCCACCCCUAGCCUGGAAUUGCUUCCUGAAUUGGGAUCGAAGCUGAAUCUUAAACAGCAUGCAAGUAAAGACCCCAAAGAUGGGAGAGACAGCAGAGAUCAAAAAGAAUCUAAAGAGGAAGGCAACAAAAACAUCCUGGAGUUUGGGAAGCCGUUGCCGUUGCCCUCUCUCCCGGGCCUUCACCAGUCACUACCUCAGAACCAGAGCUAUGUGGCCACCUCCAAGUCGCAGACGGCUGCUGCAGUAUCUCGAAAGAAAAAACGGAGAAUGGGAACCUAUAGCCUGGUUCCCAAGAAAAAGACCAAAGUGUUAAAACAGAGAACAAUGAUUGAGAUGUUUAAGAGCAUAACUCAUUCCUCUGCGGGUGCCAAGAGUGAAAAGGAGCUAGGUGAUGUCAGCCCUCACGUGAAUGGGGAGAGCAUAGAUGUAGACUCUGAAGAGGAAGACUCUGAUGAGUUGGAAGAUGAGGACGAUCACGGAGCAGAACAGGCAGCUGCAUUUCCUGCAGACGAUAACAGGACCUCUAAAGACAGCGCGUCUGACGCAGACAAUGUCAGAAAGAUUGAUGAUGGCGACUCUGAGGAGGAACAAGAGUCUGCAGAGUCUGGAGAGGAUGAGGAGGAUGGAGAUGAAUCUGACUUGCAUUUCAAGUUGAGGAGCCAGCAUUUAAAGCACCCCAAUUCUUCAGUCACCUUGAGAAAAUUCUUGACUUCAUUGUCUCGAUGUUUUGAGCUGAAGAGCUCGGAGUCCAGCAUCAAGAAGAAGCUGCUGAAGAGGAAAGGAAAGACAGACAGCCCAUGGCUGAAACCCACCCGCAAGAGGAGACGGAGGAAUAAAAAGAAACAAGCCAAUGUGCUAGGUGCUGAAGCCUAUAAAUCAUCGUUGGGAGGCAGAGAGGGCUCUGCCCAGGAUAACAGCAUGGAGUACAUGGAGGUGUCUCUGGAUUCCUUGGAUCUGCGGGUGAAGGGAAUCCUCUCCUCGCAGGCGGAAGGUCUUUCCAAUGGUCCUGAAGCAAUGGAAGUAGAUGGUCUCCAGGAAGUUCCCCUCUGUAGCUGUCGAAUGGAAACCCCCAAAAGCAGAGAGAUCACCACGCUAGCCAACAACCAGUGCAUGGCCACCGAGAGUGUGGAUAAUGAGCUGGGCCGAUGCACAAACAGUGUGGUUAAGUAUGAACUGAUGCGCCCGUCUAACAAAGUCCAGCUUUUGGUGCUGUGUGAGGACCAUAGAGGGAGGAUGGUGAAACACCAGUGUUGCCCUGGCUGUGGAUACUUUUGCACUGCAGGCACUUUCAUGGAGUGUCAGCCUGAGAGCAGCAUCUCCCAUCGUUUCCACAAGAACUGUGCCUCCCAGGUCAACGACACGAGCUACUGCCCACACUGCGGGGAAGAUGCCUCCAAGGCAAAGGAGGUGACAAUAGCAAAAGCAGACACGACUUCCACGGUGUCGCUGACCUACGAGCAGCAGAAACCAGCAGCAGUGGAAGGAAGGGCUGACACCACGACAGGAAGUGUCACUGGAAUGCGGUUGUCUGAGGAAGACAAGCCAGAAAGUUCGGCUGCAGAGGGAUUUGACUUAGCUGGAUCUUCAGUUUUUCCAAAGCCUACUACUAGCCUGACCCAGGGACCAGUUAAAGAAACUCUGGAAAGUGCCCUGAUUGCCCUGGACUCUGAAAAACCCAAGAAGUUACGGUUCCAUCCAAAACAGUUGUACUUCUCCGCGAGGCAAGGAGAGCUGCAAAAAGUCCUGCUUAUGUUGGUGGAUGGAAUUGACCCUAAUUUUAAAAUGGAGCAUCAGAGUAAGAGAACCCCUCUCCAUGCUGCUGCUGAGUCUGGCCAUGUGGACAUCUGCCAUAUGCUGAUUCAGGCUGGUGCGAAUAUAGACAGCUGCUCUGAAGACCAGCGGACCCCACUGAUGGAAGCAGCUGAAAACAACCACCUGGAAACUGUGAAAUACCUUAUCAAGGCUGGAGCACUAGUAGAUCCUAAGGAUGCGGAGGGCUCCACGUGUCUGCACUUGGCUGCCAAAAAGGGGCACUACGACGUUGUUCAGUAUCUUCUGUCCAUAGGAAAGAUGGAUGUCAACUGCCAGGAUGACGGAGGCUGGACGCCGAUGAUCUGGGCCACUGAGUACAAGCAUAUCGAGCUGGUGAAGCUACUGCUUGCAAAGGGGUCAGACAUCAACAUUCGAGACAAUGAGGAAAAUAUUUGUUUGCACUGGGCUGCUUUUUCUGGCUGUGUUGACAUUGCAGAGAUUCUGCUGGCUGCUAAGUGUGAUUUACAUGCGGUGAAUAUUCAUGGAGAUUCCCCCCUGCACAUUGCAGCCAGAGAGAACCGCUACGAGUGUGUUGUUCUGUUUCUUUCCCGUGGCUCGGAUGUCACUUUAAAGAACAAGGAGGGUGAGACUCCACUCCAGUGCUCCAGCCUUAACUCUCAGGUCUGGGUCGCUCUACAGAUGAACAAAACACUCAGAGAGUCAUCGACUGAGAAGCCUGUCCAGAUUGAGAAGGUAGUGAGCAGAGACAUCGCCCGGGGCUAUGAGAGGAUCCCGAUUCCCUGUGUCAAUUCAGUGGACAGUGAGCCUUGUCCUAGCAACUACAAGUAUGUCUCUCAGAACUGUGUCACCUCCCCAAUGGAUAUUGAUAGAAACAUCACCCAUUUACAGUAUUGCGUAUGUAUAGACGACUGCUCCUCCAGUAACUGCAUGUGUGGCCAACUCAGUAUGCGCUGCUGGUAUGAUAAGGACGGCCGACUCCUGCCUGAGUUCAACAUGGCUGAGCCCCCGCUGAUCUUUGAGUGCAAUCAUGCCUGCUCGUGCUGGCGGACCUGUAGGAACCGGGUGGUGCAGAAUGGGCUCAGGAUUCGAUUGCAGCUCUAUCGGACGCAAAAGAUGGGCUGGGGUGUGCGAACGAUGCAAGACAUUCCACUGGGAACCUUUGUGUGCGAGUAUGUUGGUGAGCUGAUAUCUGACUCCGAGGCAGACGUCCGUGAAGAGGACUCCUACCUCUUCGACCUUGACAACAAGGAUGGAGAGGUGUACUGCAUAGAUGCCCGUUUCUAUGGCAACAUCAGCCGCUUUAUAAACCACCUCUGUGAGCCCAACCUCAUUCCUGUGCGAGUCUUCAUGUCUCACCAGGACCUCCGCUUUCCCAGGAUCGCCUUCUUCAGCACGAGGCACAUAGAGGCUGGAGAAGAAAUUGGCUUUGACUACGGUGACAGGUUUUGGGACAUCAAAGGCAAGUUCUUCAGCUGUCAGUGCGGUUCACCCAAGUGCAAACACUCGAGCUCAGCGCUGGCCCAGAGGCAGGCGAGCACCUCGUCCCAGGACACGCAGGAAAACGGGCUCCCCGACACCAGCUCUGCCACAGCAGCCGGCCCCUUUUGAGGCUCCGCUCCUCAGAGACUGACUCGUUUUAACCCUAUAGAUUCACAUACUGUCUGAAUUUUCCAUUUAAAGAGAGAAAACCCGCUCGAGGAAAGCCAGGGCUUCGUGACACUUAGGGCUGUGCCACCGACUGUUACUUGAGGAAUAAGUGAAAGCAAAUCUCACCUCUGUGGUGUUGUUCUCCCCUCCUGGUCCUGGAAAGCUGCUGGUUCUUACCGUGCCGAGGGGUGGCUGUUGCAUUUUUUUCCAUGCGAGCUGUCCUGGCCUCCGUCUCUUAAUGUUCUUAAGUGUUGUCAGAGCCCAGGGAGAGCCGCCCGUCCUCUGAACGUUGUUAAUUGAAUGGAUCGCUCAUGCCAAGUCAUCUCCAGUUCACUUGUAAUAAACUUUGAGUACUUGAUGGGACUUUCUUUCUGAAGGCCGGGGGGAGCAGGGCGGGAGGGAGGCGCUGGCCAGGCUCUGCCGGUUGGUUUCAUUGCUCAGUUUGGUUGAAUUCCUCCCACAUCUCGCAGGACGUCGCGGUGGGGCCUCUCAUAGAACCGUUUGAGUUGGAAGGGACCCUUAAAGGUCAUCUAGUCCAACUUGCCCUACGCAUUUCCAACCAAUGCUUCCUCGUUACCCAUUGGCUUUUUACUCUUCCGAUGACAAGAAACCCACCGUGCUUCACCCCUUUGGUCCCUGAGCCAGCCAGAGACGCUUCCCUACACCCCUCUCCGAAGCCCUCCAGCUCCAACCAGCUCCCGGCCACGCGGCGGAUCCAGCAUUUGCUUCAUCAAUGGAAGGAUCUCCCUCUCCUGUGGCGGUUUGUAGAGAGGGAACGUUGAAGGGGAUUGUGUGAGACACUAACUGCUAAAGGAAAUCACUUUUUUAAUGAUAAAACGGAUGAGAGAUACGUUGCAGAGACCCCCUGGGUGAGCAGCAGAGGGGCCGUGUUGCAGAGAAGACCCCGAUGCCACCAGCUCGUCUGCUCCCAUCAAAGUGCUCAACGCUGGGCACCUUUGGUUCGUUUUUAAGCCACACACUAUGAGGUUUCAAUAAACUGAUUUAUUUUUUACCAUUACCGAAACAUUGGGGAGUAGCAUUAAAAAAAA
Molecule: messenger RNA, 5386 nt
Organism: Meleagris gallopavo (turkey)
Lineage: Eukaryota; Metazoa; Chordata; Aves; Galliformes; Phasianidae
Gene: EHMT1
Product: euchromatic histone lysine methyltransferase 1
Biological process (GO): peptidyl-lysine dimethylation; negative regulation of transcription by RNA polymerase II
Cellular component (GO): chromatin; nucleus
Molecular function (GO): p53 binding; histone H3K9 methyltransferase activity; zinc ion binding
Source: RefSeq, a predicted model, not a curated record